UACGGUACCGGUUCUGCAAAAGGGUUCCUUGGCAAUGACACUGUUCGAUUCGGCCGUGAAGGUGAACGUGAUCGGCUGAUGGUUCCUGGUUGUGCCAUUGGGCAAGCCGAGUCAAUAGCAGAGUUUUUUGCUGAUACUGAACUUGACGGUAUUCUUGGAUUAGCAUUCAAAGACCUUUCUGUGACAGACACGCGGCAUCCUUUCCUACAGGCUGUCCAAUUGGGAUUGGUGGAUCCGAUCCUCACCGUUUAUUUGCAACGCUUAGGAGAGUCGGCAGAAGGAGAAUAUGGAGGAGUCUACACGUAUGGAGGUCUUGACAACGAGAACUGCGGACAGGUUAUUGCGUAUGAGCCACUCACGUUGGCUCUUUACUGGCAAUUCAACAUGAAAAAAUUCAGCGCAAAAAAUCUCGUGUUCAAAGCCGGUUGGGAGGUGAUGUCUGACACCGGUACGUCGUUCUUGGGCAUCCCUUCAGCAAUUAUCGACCAAAUAGCCAGCACGUACAACGCUAAGUAUAAUCAAACGACUGAUCUCUACACAGUCGACUGUAACACGGAUGUGGAAUUCGUCCUAACUAUAGGCGAUCACGCCUAUGUGAUUGAAAAGAAGAAUCUUGUCUACAAAUUUGGGAACACCUGCUUAAUUCCAAUGUUCUCGAUGGGUUCUGGCGCUUUUGGACCCUCUUGGCUUCUUGGUGAUCCAUUUAUCCGCCAGUUUUGCAAUAUUCACGACUUUGAGAAACAAAGAAUCGGCUUUGCUGAGCCACUUCGGAAGUAG
Molecule: messenger RNA, 777 nt
Organism: Haemonchus placei
Lineage: Eukaryota; Metazoa; Nematoda; Chromadorea; Rhabditida; Trichostrongylidae
Source: the annotation of a GenBank genome assembly